AUGCAAUUCAAAAACAUCAUCGUUGCCGUUACUGCUGCUGUCUCCGUUGUCUCCGCUGCCAACAACUCCAGUUCUAGUGCUGGUUCUGGUGCUAAUGCCGUCCAAUUAGGUGUUGCUGGUACUGUCGGUGCCGUUGCUGCCGGUGCCGUUGCUUUAUUGAUCUAA
Messenger RNA from Candida albicans SC5314, 165 nucleotides. RefSeq lists its product as uncharacterized. The record is from RefSeq and is a predicted model, not a curated record. The coding region runs from base 1 to 165 and encodes 54 amino acids. The transcript has a single exon. NCBI's taxonomy places the organism in Eukaryota, Fungi, Ascomycota, Pichiomycetes, Serinales, Debaryomycetaceae.